This is a messenger RNA of Drosophila ficusphila, 360 nucleotides long. RefSeq lists its product as uncharacterized. The transcript has a single exon. The record is from RefSeq and is a predicted model, not a curated record. The annotation marks the transcript as partial. NCBI's taxonomy places the organism in Eukaryota, Metazoa, Arthropoda, Insecta, Diptera, Drosophilidae.
AUCUUUACGGACUCAUCAUGUGUUGUGGACCCCUCGGAUUCUGUGGACCUUGCAGUCCGUGCGGCGGUCCUUGCGGCCCCUGCGGACCCUGUGGCCCUUGCGGGUCCUGCUGUAGCCCCUGUGGAUCCUGUUGUGGGCCCUGCGGACCUUGUUGCGGACCCUGCGGAGGAUGUGGGCCUUGUGGACCUUGCUGUGGGCCUUGUGGACCUUGCUGUAGUCCCUGUGGUCCUUUCUGCGGGUGCUAAGCAACAAAAUGAUCGAACACCUACUUCCUGGGAACCACAGAAAGUGACUUGAGACCACACGCAGAGCAAACUCCUUCCUAAGCGUGGACCAAUAAAAUAAAUUAAAAUACAAAAA